Molecule: messenger RNA, 216 nt
Organism: Brugia pahangi
Lineage: Eukaryota; Metazoa; Nematoda; Chromadorea; Rhabditida; Onchocercidae
Source: the annotation of a GenBank genome assembly
AUGAGACGAAAAGCAUUUCAUAGCGACCAUCUGGUGACUUCAGCAAACGGCCGUGAUGGUUAUCCUAGGUCAGGGGAAGUUGAUUGUUUACUCCGUUUUGCAGUGGUGUUGGGAUCCGUCGAUACUGCUGGCAGGAUUGCUGUUUUUAUGAAAGUGUUUUCACGUAGAAUUAAUAUACCACCUUCAUUUACGUGGACCGUUGCCUAUAACCGCUAA